AUGAAUAAUGGUUCAAAUUAUAAUGCUCUAUUUUGGGUUGCAUUUAUUUUAAUUCAGAAUUUUGUUAUGCUCAAUCUUUUUAUUCUUAUAGUUUUAGAUUAAUAUGAUGUCAAUUAUUUUCAUGAAGAUAAUCCACUUAAUAGAUUUGAUGAAUAUUAAAACAAAAUGCUAGAUGUUUGGACUCGUUUUAGCUCUGAUGGAACUAUUAUUAAUCAAAGUAAAUUAACUGAUCUUCUUCUUACAUUACCAAAACCAUUAGGCUUAGACAUCUUAAAAACUACUUAAAAAAACAUAGAUGAUUGGAAACAUAUCAAUCCUUAACAUACUUAAGAAGAGGUUGAACAACUUAAAUUUAAUAUUAAAGCUGAUUUAAUCAGAAAUGCACUCUUCAAAAUUAUGGAUAUGCAACUUAAAUCUGAUUUAAAAGGAAACAUACCAUAUAAUUUAGUCUUAUUUGCUGUGAUUAAAGAGGCAUAUUUAGAAAAACUUGAAAUCAAUCUGACAGAGGAAGGAGGGAGAAAACUUAUGAUUAAAGAAAUGGAAACAAGAACAGAAAUCGAAGAGGAUUUUGGAAUUGAUUUAGAUUAAGAUGUUAAUCCAUUAGUAUCUUAUUUGUAUGCUUAAACAUGCUUUAGAGCGAUGUAAAGAUUUGUAGAAAUUUCUAAAAAAAAACUAUUUGAGGAUGGUGUUUCUUUUUUAGCUAAGACUGAUUCAUCUAUUGAUUUUGAAGAAUGUUUAAACAAUGAACUAUCUCGGGAUGAGUAUGAAAAACCAGAUUAUGAAGAAGUGUAUUUUGUCGAAAUUCCUAUGAAUAAUAAAAUUUAUAAUGGAGAAUAAUACAAGGUUUAAAUAGCUUAAGAAGAAUCAAGCAAAGAUGAAAAUUCCAGUAAGUCUCCAAUUGAUGAUGAAAAUAAUGUUGAAGACUUAGAAGAAUACAAAUUAUAAAUAAUUGAUUUUAAUAAAUAUUUAGGAGAUUGA
This is a messenger RNA of Paramecium sonneborni, 978 nucleotides long. The record is from the annotation of a GenBank genome assembly. NCBI's taxonomy places the organism in Eukaryota, Ciliophora, Oligohymenophorea, Peniculida, Parameciidae.